Molecule: messenger RNA, 2124 nt
Organism: Myotis davidii
Lineage: Eukaryota; Metazoa; Chordata; Mammalia; Chiroptera; Vespertilionidae
Gene: KLC1
Product: kinesin light chain 1
Exons: 14
Coding region: 29-2071 (680 amino acids)
Biological process (GO): axo-dendritic transport
Cellular component (GO): membrane-bounded organelle; kinesin complex; cytoplasm
Molecular function (GO): kinesin binding
Source: RefSeq, a predicted model, not a curated record
GCCUGACUUUUGUCUUUUCCCUUCCAGAAUGUAUGACAACAUGUCCACCAUGGUGUACGUGAAGGAAGACAGGCUGGAGAAGCUCACGCAGGACGAGAUUAUCUCCAAGACCAAGCAGGUGAUUCAGGGGCUGGAGGCUCUGAAGAACGAGCACAACUCCAUCCUGCAGAGUUUACUCGAGACACUGAAGUGUCUGAAGAAAGACGAUGAGAGUAACCUGGUGGAGGAGAAGUCCAACAUGAUCCGGAAGUCGCUGGAGAUGCUGGAGCUGGGCCUGAGCGAGGCGCAGGUGAUGAUGGCCCUGUCCAACCACCUGAACGCCGUGGAGUCGGAGAAGCAGAAGCUGCGCGCACAGGUGCGCCGCCUGUGCCAGGAGAACCAGUGGCUGCGGGAUGAGCUGGCCCACACGCAGCAGAAGCUGCAGAAGAGCGAGCAGUCGGUGGCCCAGCUGGAGGAGGAGAAGCGGCACCUGGAGUUCAUGAACCAGCUGAAGAGAUACGACGACGACGCCUCCCCGUCCGAGGACAAAGACACCGAUUCCACCAAAGAACCUCUGGACGACCUUUUCCCGAACGACGACGACGACCCCGGUCAAGGAAUCCAGCAGCAGCACAGCAGCGCCGCGGCAGCCGCGCAGCAGGGCGGCUAUGAGAUCCCAGCGCGCCUGCGCACCCUGCACAACCUGGUCAUCCAGUACGCCUCCCAGGGGCGCUACGAGGUGGCUGUGCCCCUGUGCAAGCAGGCCCUGGAAGACCUGGAGAAGACCUCCGGCCACGACCACCCAGACGUGGCCACCAUGCUCAACAUCCUGGCCUUGGUGUACAGGCUAGUACUUCCCCUGUCCUUCAUUUCUCCAGCAACAGAAUACUCCGGUGCUUCAUUCCAGAGACCUGAGAAGACUCUGGGCAAAGACCACCCCGCGGUGGCAGCGACUCUGAACAACCUCGCGGUGCUUUACGGCAAGAGAGGGAAGUACAAGGAGGCGGAGCCGCUGUGUAAGAGAGCCCUGGAGAUCCGGGAAAAGGUUUUGGGGAAGGACCACCCGGACGUGGCCAAGCAGCUGAAUAACUUGGCCCUGCUGUGCCAGAACCAGGGCAAGUACGAGGAGGUGGAGUAUUACUACCAGCGGGCCCUUGAGAUCUACCAGACCAAGCUGGGGCCCGACGACCCCAACGUGGCCAAGACCAAGAACAACCUGGCCUCCUGCUACCUGAAGCAAGGGAAGUUCAAGCAAGCGGAGACCCUGUACAAAGAGAUCCUCACGCGUGCGCAUGAGCGGGAGUUCGGUUCUGUGGACGACGAGAACAAGCCCAUCUGGAUGCACGCGGAGGAGAGAGAGGAGUGCAAAGGAAAGCAGAAGGACGGGCCCGCGUUCGGAGAGUACGGCGGCUGGUACAAGGCCUGCAAGGUGGACAGCCCGACCGUCACCACGACGUUAAAGAACCUCGGGGCGCUCUACAGGCGCCAGGGCAAGUUCGAAGCUGCAGAGACCCUGGAGGAAGCCGCCAUGCGGUCACGCAAGCAGGGUCUUGACAAUGUUCACAAACAGAGAGUGGCCGAGGUGCUGGGCGACCCCGAGGGCUCGGAGAAGCGCCGGAGCCGGGAGAGCCUGACCGUGGACACGGUCAAGUACGAGAGUGGUCCUGACGGAGGGGAGGAAGUGAGUAUGGGCGUAGAGUGGAGCGGGGACGGCACUGGAUCGCUGAGGCGCAGCGGCUCCUUUAGCAAGCUGCGGGCCUCCAUUAGACGCAGCAGCGAGAAGCUGGUUAGGAAGCUGAAGGGAGGAAGUGCCCGAGAGAGUGAGCUGAGGAACCCUGGCAUGAAGCGAGCCCGCUCUCUGAAUGUCCUAACCGUGGGCGGCAAGGCAGCUGAAGACCAUUUCCAAGUAAGGAGCCCCGCCCCCUGCCCCAACUCCCAGACCAGGUGGCGGGCGGCCGCAGGGCAUCGCGAGCUGGGUCAGACAGACAGACAGACAGACAGGCGCCACAUGACGCCUCCUGAGCACGGACUGGGCCGGGCUAUGGGAAUGUCACGUCGUCAGCAUUCUCGGUACAUUAAUCAGUGGCCUUGAGAAAUGGUCUGGUCGGCCUGAUGGAAAUGAAACUUUCUGAUGGAGUGAUGCCU